Mesocestoides corti is the source of this 789-nucleotide messenger RNA. Lineage: Eukaryota; Metazoa; Platyhelminthes; Cestoda; Cyclophyllidea; Mesocestoididae. The record is from the annotation of a GenBank genome assembly.
AUGAUCCAAAGCAAAAGUGUGCUUGCGCUAUCUAGCCUGUUUAGAACUUCUAAGGUCAUCUCUAGACCUGCAUCAUCCGUCGUUUCCGCGUUGGAGAAAAAGUACUAUCCAUACAUCGGAAAUAGGGAAAUCGUUGGAUAUGGGCGGAAUGGCAACCCUCAGUAUCUUGAUGAUCCCCACUUCCCAUAUCCAUCCAUCCGUUUUCGAGAAAACGACGAUGCUUUCGAAGCUUUGCGCAAAAAAGAAUUGGGCGACUGGAAUAAUUUAACUCUGGAUGAAAAGAAAGACCUUUAUCGUCAUAGCUUUCGUAUGACGAUUGCCGAAACUAAAGCUCCUCAUCCUCGCUGGAAGCUUUCCGUUGCAUGGGCGUGCUUCUUGAUGUCUGCGGCAAUGCUUUACCUUUCUUUCCUCAAUACUUUUAUCUUGGAUUUGCCGAAAAUGAAGUACGCUGAAAAAGACUACAAGGAAGCGCUUUUGUACAAACGUCUGUACAGCCGCGACGGUCCGAUUGAUGGAUUGUUUACUCGAAAUCCAUUCGUUUUGGCGACUUUUCGUCGCCUAUUUGCAACUCAAGCGGAAAUAAAGUCAAAGUUGGAGUCACGUUUUCCCAAAGCAGAAAAAAUUGAAGUUACCGAUAUCAGCGGUGGUUGUGGGGCGAUGUAUCAGAUCUUUGUGAAGUCCGAGGAUUUUGCCGGUAUGUCGGUCCUUGCCCAACAUCGGUCCGUCAAUGAGGCUUUAGGACCGGAAAUAAAGUCAAUGCACGGCCUAACUAUUUUGACGGAGGAGUAG